GAGAGAGGGAGAGAGAGAGGGGAGAGAGAGAGAGAGAUAGGACUUCCUCCCCGAUUCGCAAAGUGAAGUCACUUCCCAAAAUUAGCAGAAAAAAAGUUUCAUCCGGUUAACUGUCUCUUUUUCGCUCCGCUACAACAACAAACGUGCACAGGGGAGCUAGGGCCGGGCGCUCGCGGGGGGCACGCAGGGAGGGCCCGAGGCGCCGGGGAGGCCGCGCCGGGCGAAUCCGAAGGGGCUACGAGGUCAGGCUGCAACCGGGUCAAUGUAUGGAAUAUUGAGGGGCUCGGCCGCAGACUUCGCCAAAUGGACGGGACUAUUAAGGAGGCUCUGUCGGUGGUGAGCGACGACCAGUCCCUCUUCGACUCCACAUACGGAGCUGCAGCCCAUCUUCCCAAGGCCGACAUGACUGCCUCAGGGAAUCCCGACUACGGCCAGCCCCACAAAAUCAACCCUCUGCCGCCUCAGCAGGAGUGGGCUAACCAGCCGGUGAGGGUCAACGUCAAGCGGGAGUACGACCACAUGAACGGCUCCAGGGAGUCUCCGGUGGACUGCAGCGUUAGCAAAUGCAGCAAGCUGGUUGGCGGAGGCGAGGCCACCCCCAUGACCUACAACACCUACAUGGACGAGAAGAACGGGCCCCCUCCCAACAUGACCACAAACGAGAGGAGAGUCAUCGUCCCCGCAGACCCCACCCUGUGGACGCAGGAGCACGUGCGUCAGUGGCUGGAGUGGGCCAUAAAGGAGUACGGCUUGAUGGAGAUCGACACGUCCUUUUUCCAGAACAUGGACGGCAAGGAACUGUGUAAAAUGAACAAGGAGGACUUCCUCCGAGCCACCUCCCUCUACAACACAGAAGUGCUGUUGUCACACCUCAGCUACCUCAGGGAAAGUUCACUGUUGGCCUAUAACACAACCUCCCACACAGACCAAUCCUCGCGACUGAAUGUUAAAGAAGAUCCUUCUUAUGACUCAGUCAGGAGAGGAGGAUGGGGCAGUAACAUGAAUUCUGGCCUCAACAAAAGUCCUCCCCUUGGAGGAGCACAGACAAUCAGUAAGAAUACAGAACAGCGGCCCCAGCCAGAUCCGUAUCAGAUCCUUGGCCCCACCAGCAGUCGUCUUGCCAACCCCGGAAGCGGGCAGAUCCAGCUGUGGCAAUUCCUCCUCGAGCUCCUCUCUGAUAGUGCCAACGCCAGCUGUAUCACCUGGGAGGGGACCAACGGGGAGUUCAAAAUGACGGACCCCGACGAGGUGGCCAGGCGCUGGGGGGAGCGGAAAAGCAAACCCAACAUGAAUUACGACAAGCUGAGCCGUGCCCUGCGAUACUACUACGAUAAAAACAUUAUGACCAAAGUGCACGGCAAAAGGUAUGCCUACAAAUUUGACUUCCACGGCAUCGCCCAGGCCCUGCAGCCCCAUCCGACCGAGUCAUCCAUGUACAAGUACCCUUCUGAUAUCUCCUACAUGCCUUCCUACCACGCCCAUCAACAGAAGGUGAACUUUGUCCCUCCCCACCCAUCCUCCAUGCCCGUCACUUCCUCCAGCUUCUUUGGAGCAGCCUCACAAUACUGGACCUCCCCCACUGGUGGGAUCUACCCUAACCCCAACGUCCCCCGCCAUCCUAACACCCACGUGCCCUCACACCUAGGCAGCUACUACUAGAAGCUUAAUCGUCGGUGGGCUUCUAGCUGAAGCCCAUCCCUCACACUUCCUGGGAUACUUUGUACUCUAAAGCACAUUCGUGGCCUUGAAGAGAAAGCAAAACUGGAUGUUCUUUCUUGUUGGAUAGAACCUUUGUAUUUGUUCUUUAAAAACAAUCUUUUUUUAAAAUGUUGAUAACUUUUGCUUCCAUCACCUUGAACCGAGAGAUGGAACAUUCCAUGGACCAGUACUCCACUUUGGAUUCUCAAUCUCCUAUCAUCUUAUGAGUUAAAACAUUUAGAUUACUGGAAUGCUUUUGUCAUGGUUUGGGGAAAGAAACUGUAAACGUCCUUAUAUUUUAUGACCAAGGCAGUUUCUUACCAACACACAGGUCUCCUCCUGGACCUCGUGAGGUUCAGUAUGGUCAAGAAUCGUGGACUUAAGCAGUCAGGCUCUGGUUUGAGACUUAGUGAAAAUAGAGGCAGGAAGUUAUAAUCUUAUUUUAGGAGGACCUAAUUCAGUGGAUGGCAACUGGACCACUGGCCGUAAGGCUAGUGAAGUUUUCACCCAACUGGAAUUUAAAAGAAAGAACAUGUGUAUGUAUUUAAAAAGCCAAGGGUAUUGCAAACUCCGUCUCACUGGGCAAUAUGCACUAGGCUGACAGUUCUCUCGAGAAAUAGUCCAGAUUUGAACUAAGAAAUUUUAAUGCAAAUACAGACAUUCCUGAAAGACAGAGAAUUAAAUAACUUUUUUUUUUUUUAAGUAAUGACAGUGGGUCCCAGAACUUUGAAAAGUCUUAGGGAUUUCUAAACACAAACAGAUUCGCAAGCGCUGUGCGUUUGUCAGACCAUCAGUCCAGGGUCAAUCAAUCAUAAGGCAACUUACUGUAUAAAUUAUGCAGAGUUAUUUUCCUAUAUCUUACAGUAUUAAAAUAAAUAAAUGAAAAUUAAAAAGAAUAAAUAAACGAGUUGACCUCGGUCACAAAUACAAUUUUGCUAUCAAAUUCGUCAUUAUUUUUUUUUAACGUAAUUUGUAUAUCUUUUGUCAAUCUGUACAUUUGGGCUGUUUGUAUGUUUUUAUAGCUGGUUUUUAAAAAAAGCAUAAUGUGACUAUUGCUGAAAAGGAAACAAGAUGUUUGAGUCACCAACCUACUAGAAAGAGAAGCACUGGUGCAGUUAUUUAAAAGGCACGUACAAGGAAGUAACGUAAUCCAUUCAAGCCUUUAAUGCUUUGGAAAUGUGUGUAAAUAACAGUUCUGCAAUAAUCACGACUUUGCAAAAAACAACCAAACUUUCCUUUGUGGAUACAAGGGAUUUCCCUGCUCUAUAUAUGCAAUAUAUUUUUUAGAUAUUAAAAUAUAUAUAAUUUUGCAGGUAAUCGUUGACUUUUUUAAAACUAUAUUAAGUGUUAAGCUGACAACUGUCAAUGAAGACUAUGUUGUAAAAUAAUUUUACUAAAUAAAUUGUGCCUUCUUCUUUCAGAACUGAG
Choloepus didactylus (southern two-toed sloth) is the source of this 3126-nucleotide messenger RNA. It is a transcript of the gene FLI1, whose product is annotated as Fli-1 proto-oncogene, ETS transcription factor. The record is from RefSeq and is a predicted model, not a curated record. Gene Ontology annotation, biological process: regulation of transcription by RNA polymerase II; cell differentiation. Gene Ontology annotation, cellular component: nucleus. The transcript has 9 exons. Bases 304 to 1659 code for a protein of 451 amino acids. Gene Ontology annotation, molecular function: DNA-binding transcription factor activity, RNA polymerase II-specific; sequence-specific DNA binding. NCBI's taxonomy places the organism in Eukaryota, Metazoa, Chordata, Mammalia, Pilosa, Megalonychidae.